Molecule: messenger RNA, 1876 nt
Organism: Erythranthe guttata (spotted monkey flower)
Lineage: Eukaryota; Viridiplantae; Streptophyta; Magnoliopsida; Lamiales; Phrymaceae
Product: amino acid permease 4
Source: RefSeq, a predicted model, not a curated record
UCGUGCAACACACAGCAGCAAACCGCACAUACGUUGACUUUGUCUACUUGCGUUGACUCCCGUCUUAUAGCCACAAAGAAUCCCAUAAUCUUGCUCCUAUAAAAAACCGUCGUUUCCCCUUUUCAAGCAAGUAUCCAUUAUUUCUUCCGAUUUACCUCUUAUAGUAUCUCUCGAUAGAGAAUAUUCCAAGCAGAGAAAACACUGAAAUCAUGUUACCAAGAAGCCGCACACUCCCUGCAAGAAUCUACAACGGCGUUGUCGAAGAAAGGCAAGACGUAAGGCAUUACCUUCAAGUAGAAACCCAACCCAAACCGCAAGAAACGGAGAGCAGAGCAAUAAACCUUCAAGAGAACUACUCCAAAUGCUUCGACGAUGACGGACGCCUUAAAAGAACAGGGACUUUGUGGACUGCGACAUCGCAUAUUAUCACAGCUGUGAUCGGGUCCGGUGUGCUGUCUUUGGCAUGGGCCGUUGGGCAACUGGGCUGGGUUGCGGGUCCCAUUGUAAUGAUUCUCUUCGCUUUCGUUAAUCUCUACACUUCGGAUCUUCUAUCCAAGUGUUACAGAUCCGGCGACCCCGUCGUUGGACAGAGGAAUUACACGUAUAUGGAUGCUGUCAAAGCUAAUCUAGGUGGGGUGAAGGUUAAGAUUUGUGGGCUGAUUCAGUACAUCAAUCUCUUCGGCGUGGCUAUUGGCUACACAAUCGCUGCCUCAGUCAGCAUGCUAGCGAUAAAAAGAUCGAAUUGUUUCCACAAGACACACAAGAAGAGCAGAUGCCACAUGUCGAGCAACGGGUACAUGAUAACAUUCGGAAUCAUAGAAAUAUUAUUCUCGCAAAUACCAGAUUUCGACCAAGUAUGGUGGCUAUCCAUAGUUGCAGCAAUUAUGUCAUUCACGUACUCUACUAUAGGUCUCGCUCUCGGUAUUGUCCAAGUUGCAGAAAAUAAAAGCAUAAAGGGAAGCCUUACUGGAAUAACCAUCGGGACGAUAACGCAUGCCGGAACGGUUACACCUACUCAGAAAAUGUGGAGAAGCUUACAAGCUCUAGGAGCAAUCGCCUUUGCGUAUUCUUACUCGAUAAUACUCAUCGAAAUCCAGGAUACAAUAAAAUCUCCACCUGCGGAACAUAAAACGAUGAAGAAAGCAACUUCAAUUAGCAUUGCAGUCACAACGAUAUUCUACCUUCUAUGUGGAUGCAUGGGCUAUGCUGCUUUUGGAGACCAAGCACCUGGAAAUCUUCUUACAGGGUUCGGAUUUUUCGAUCCAUAUUGGCUACUCGAUAUAGCCAAUGUCAGUAUCGUCGUACAUCUCGUCGGUGCCUACCAGGUGUAUUGCCAGCCACUGUUUGCAUUUGUUGAAAAAUGGAGCGCAGCGAAAUGGAGCAGAAGCAAUUUCGUGACAGCAGAAUACGAUAUACCUGUCCCGUUUUUUGGUGUUUACCAGCUUAACUUUUUCCGUGUUGUGUGGAGAACGUGCUUUGUUGUACUGACAACUCUCAUAGCUAUGCUUAUGCCGUUUUUCAACGAUGUGGUCGGAAUUCUUGGUGCAUUAGGGUUUUGGCCGCUUACCGUGUAUUUUCCGGUGGAGAUGUACAUAGCCAAAAACAAGAUCGGAAAAUGGACGAGUCGUUGGAUUGGUCUUCAAAUGCUUAGUAUGGCUUGUCUUCUUGUUUCGGUGGCGGCAGCUGUCGGCUCUGUGGCGGGCGUGGUUCUUGAUCUUCAGACCUAUAAACCCUUCAAGACCAGCUAUUGAGGCAAACACAAAACCGAAUAAAUUCUAUGUUUUUUCAAUUUCCAAUUGCGCAACGAUGCUCGAAUCAUAUUGUAUUACUACAACAUCGGAAUCAAAACGAAAUCGAACUGCUUGAAUAAAUAAAA